Aedes aegypti (yellow fever mosquito) is the source of this 1672-nucleotide messenger RNA. RefSeq lists its product as uncharacterized. Bases 71 to 1546 code for a protein of 491 amino acids. Gene Ontology annotation, molecular function: GTP binding. The record is from RefSeq and is a predicted model, not a curated record. NCBI's taxonomy places the organism in Eukaryota, Metazoa, Arthropoda, Insecta, Diptera, Culicidae. The transcript is spliced from 2 exons.
GCCAUUCACCAGCUCAAGAACAAUAAAGCUGCUGACAUCAAAUACUGUUCCAAUCGUCCAUUUGCGCAAAAUGGCGUCGUCGAUGUCAGCUCAACACACACCCGAGGACAAGUAUAACGUUCUGAUGAUUGGAGAAACCGGCGUUGGAAAGUCAACUUUGAUCAAUUAUCUGACAAACUUUUUCCAAGGUGGAAAGCUUGGUCAACUAAGACUGUCUAUUCCUUCGAAGCAUUACAAUGCAACAGAGGGCUUAGAACAUUUUGAAACGAAUGUAUUGGAUUUGUCAAAAAGUCAAACCAGUGAAUGCAUGGAGUACAAUUUCAGCAAAGAUGGACUUAUUUUUGGUUUCAUAGACACCCCAGGUCUUAACGAUACUGAAGGGAUGCUUGAGGACCAGAAACACAUCUCGGAAAUUAUUUCUGCUACAGAAGAAAAGGGAACUUUGGCGGCAAUAAUGAUCGUAGUAAAUGGAACGCAAUCGAGAGCUACAACGAACCUACGUUACACUUUAAAUGAGAUGAAAAAUGUCAUACCAGAUCGCUUUAUGGAUAACAUCAUACUUGUUCUCACGAACUGCAAUCGGGUUUCCGCAAAUUUCGAUACAUCUCAACUAAAACCAUGGAAUAUACUCGACGAGAACUUGUUUCAUAUGAACAAUUCUGCUCUGAAUAAACCCGAGAAAGCAUGGAAGAACGAGGAAAUAUUGAAGAAAUAUGUUGAAAAUGAAUGGAAUGAAUCGAUGGAAACCAUCGCGAAAAUGAUUGAUCGGCUAAAACAAAUGGGUAGUCAGUCGACGAUGGUAUUUAAAGAAAUGCGUCUGAAGAGAAACACAAUCAAGUCGAACCUCUAUCAUAUUAUGCAAAACAUAGAUAACCUUCAAACCCUGCAAAACAAGCUAGAAGAGCUGACUUAUCAGAAAAUAUCCGACGACCCUAAAAAGUAUUCCGAUUACAAGCAAACACAGGAAACAGAAUAUACGUUAUAUUUUAAAUCUCAAUUUUACAGCACAAUCUGUUUAUUAUGCUCAAAGGUGUGCUAUGAAGAUAAGACAGCAGCUUCUUCAGUAGCUGGAUAUCCGGUGCCGAAUUUUGUCUAUAAUGCUAUAAACUUUGCCGUUAAGUGCGUCAAGGUAGCAUUAGGCGGAAACAGCACCUGUGAAAAAUGUAAUUGCUCCCAAUUUGCGCAUUAUGACGAUACAAUGAAGCCAAUCAAAAAAAUGGUAACUGUUGAAAAACUACUGAAUGAGAUUAAAAACUCUUACGAUCAUCGGAACGAUCAGGUGGAGAAUAAAAUCAGCGGGUUGAAGGACGAUAUCGCAGCAAUAAGUAAUGCUCUAGACGCAAAUGAAUCGGCCAUUCGAACGUGUUGCAAAGAUCUUAUGAAAAUUUGUUCACAGCUUAAUCUUGCAAGGGAGUUUGAGAGCUUUAGUGAGAUAAUUCAGAGGAAAGCUUGCGAUCUACGUUCUAAAUCAUUGAAAAAUAAUGCUUAUGACAGGAUCGGCAGUAUAACAGAAGUGAUUGACGAGAUAUCGGGAGAUCGCUCUUAGACAUGGCAUCGUUCUACACACCAGGAAAUCAUAGAUUUAUACGUAACAUACUUUUAGCUUUCAGCAUGUAAAGCCAUUUCUAAUGUACUAUUCUAUGAUAAAAUACAAACUAAUGAUACAAACAUA